CUGUGACUCUCAAAGCUGUCCUUGUACCGAUUAUUUUUCAAAGCAGGGGAGCUGUUGAGCUGGACUAUGCUACAUACUGCAAAAAGCAUCGGGAACGUUUCCAGUACGUGUGCCCUGAUCCGCUGCGUUUUCGAAAGCAUUCGGCAGAUGCACUGGCAUUUUGCGAGCGUUAUUCCGGGCGAUGCCCAUCCGAGCAGGUUCCCUCAGAACCGGUUCCGUUUCAACAGAAAAAGGAGUACUACAUGCGUGAACUGGAGUACUUAUGCAAUGGACAGAAGCACUUUGCUGAGACAUACUGCACUAACGCAGUGGCACUGAAACUACUUCGAUACUUGCUUCCGUGCAUCCAUUACAAAUUUACUUGCAUAGACUCGCUUACCAGAGUUAUCUACACCGGGU
This is a messenger RNA of Gongylonema pulchrum, 399 nucleotides long. The record is from the annotation of a GenBank genome assembly. NCBI's taxonomy places the organism in Eukaryota, Metazoa, Nematoda, Chromadorea, Rhabditida, Gongylonematidae.